This is a messenger RNA of Mercenaria mercenaria, 2886 nucleotides long. RefSeq names its product BTB and MATH domain-containing protein 38-like. The transcript has 3 exons. Gene Ontology annotation, molecular function: protein binding. The coding region runs from base 211 to 1080 and encodes 289 amino acids. The record is from RefSeq and is a predicted model, not a curated record. NCBI's taxonomy places the organism in Eukaryota, Metazoa, Mollusca, Bivalvia, Venerida, Veneridae.
UUCGGCUAUAGACAGCAUUACUGUUUGGUAAAUUUUAUCUUAUUUAAAAUCUGACCUAAUUUGAAAACAAAAUGAAAUUUUUGGAAAGUCUAAAUUUAACUUUAUCAAAACUCAAAACUUUGACAAAAGAUUUAACAAAAAUCAUUUGGAUUAAUAAGGCAGCAAACCAAAGAGAAUCAUUUUCGAGGCUUACAGAAUAGUUUUCGAAGUAUGUCAUCUGAGAUGGAAGUCAACAAUGAAUUUGGUGGAGAAACCGGCCAGUCAGACCUAACACUGGUUGUCGAGGAUCAUAAAAUACCUGUGCUUAAAGCCGUUCUGUGUAUUGCUUCACCUGUGUUCCGUGCCAUGCUUGAAAGUGACUUUCAAGAGAAGUCGAAGAGAGAAAUACCAUUGCCUGGGAAGAGUUAUGAGGACUUUGUAGAGUUCCUCAAAUGUAUUUAUCCUGACAAGAUGAAGAAAAUAACAGAAAAGAAUGCCUACAAGCUACUGCCUUUAGCGCAUGAAUACGAGGUGAAGAAAAUGGAAAAACGAUGUCAAAAGGUGCUUAUUCAAGCUGUAAGAAACAGCCAUAUGAAAAAUGUUAUGGAAUUGUACAGACAUAUACAUAUGUCAGAGACAUAUCGUCUGGAGGAAUUGAAGAAAAUAUGUAUUUACCUAGCUUCUGAACAUAAUCUAGAACAGUUUAAAGUUGCCAGACAGACGUACCAAAUAUCGGAUGCCAGCCAUUACAUGAUUAUUGAGCUAGCUUUGCGGAGACAUGAGCUGGAUAAACAGGACGAGGGAUGUCUUUCUCUAAAAACCGAAGAUGGUAAAGAACAAAGAGGUUUUCUUCGGUAUGAUGACAUUGUCAAAUUUUCACUUACAGGAAAGGUAAACUUGAAUGAAUCAGAUACAGCAAGGACUUUGAGAGCAUUGCGACUUUCAGAGCGAUUCAAAAUCACCACCAAUGAAACUGAUGUCAAAUCAAGAAUGAUAAGAAAACUGCAAAAUGAUAGUACCAAAACUCCUGACAAUGAUCCACAUAAGGAAGAAUUUGACCUGCUCCCUGAAAGGAUCAAAAUUGCUUUAAAAAAUAAAUAAACAUUAAUUAGUUUGCCUAGAUAAGAUGUUGGUGAAAAAUACCAAAAACACAUUUCAAUUUAUAAUCUUAUUUCUAAAUUAAAGGUAUUUGUAAAACAUACAGCCUCAUGUAAUGCGAUUCCCAGGCUACCGGGAAAGUAUUUUGAGUUUUAGACCUAAAAAGUAGGUUAUCAACUUAUCUGAGGUACACAUUCUACAAAGUUUGAAGGCAAUAGGCCCAAGCCUUCUCAAGUUAUUCAUCAGAAACCAUUUUGCAUCGAAAUGUUACUGUUACCUUGUCCCAUGAGGUAUCGACCCAGCAAAACAUAUACUCACCACAAGCAACCAUCGCACAAAUUUUGGCAGUCGUUAGCUAAAAGAUGCUUCAGAUAUUGACCAGAAAAAUGUUUUCAGAUUCAAAGUCACUGUGACCAUGAUCUUUGAUUUGUUGACCCAAACAAACAUUAAGGGUCAUCUGUUGACCACAUGCGACACUUCUCUGUGAAGCUGACAAGAACUUUGGAGGACAGCAACACUUGACUAUUCAAAAGCCUUGUCAUUUAAAAGAAAAUCAAACUAGAGCUAUCACUAAAUGUGAUUAAUAUGAUCACUAAAUGUGAUUAAUGUGGCGCUUUGAUACAGAAAAAAUAAAACGUAGCGAACUUGGUCUUUGACCACCUACUGUGAACUUUACUUUGAACCUAAUGACCUUGGAUGUGCACUCUGCAUGUCCUCAUGAUGAUGUUAACAAAUGAUGUUAGUUUUAUGAAAAUACUUUCAGUGUUUAAGAAGAUAGUAAGUUUUAAUCUAUUCCCAGAAUAGUUUACUAAGUAACCAGCUUACAUAUUAAACCAAAUCCAGAGGCCGACAAAGGUGAAUGUGUGAGUGAAAUAGCUCAACAACCUAUUUCUUGAAUAUUAAGGCAACAAAGGAAUAGACACAAGCAUUAUAAGUGUCCACGAGUAUGACCUUGAACUAUGACCUACUCACCAAUAAGAUAUUAGGGAUCAUUUACUGACCACAUACAAUCAUCCUUUGAAGUUUGAAGGUUGCACGAGUUUGAAGACUGUACACCAAGAUGUCCUUUAAUCAUUAAUCGGAAAAUCAUUUUCAGUCUCGAGGUCACUGUGACCUUGGCCUCUGUCCAAUUGACCCGCAAAACGAUAAGAGUUCUAAUUGCCAAACAUUUUCAAUUAUUGAUUGGAAAGCUGUCUAUCAACAGACAGACUGGCAGACAGACAAGGAGCAAAACUUUAUAUACCCCUUCUGGUUUGAACGGGGCAUAAAUAUGAAUACUAUUUUGUUUUGAUUUAUUAUUGACUAAAAACUUCCCCUUCAACACUCCCCCAACCAUAUUUCUACCCCGUUACCCCUUCCUCUUCCUCCAUCUAUAUUUUGCACAAAAUUAAAAUGUACUAAGUAACCCGUCUCUAAUAUUUUCCUCUACAACUUCUUUUUGUUGUUGGCCUACUUUGCAAAUGCGUGACUCUGAGUCUGUGUUUGUGGUGUUCUGUGCUCCUUAUCUAUUAUCUUUUGUGUAUAUAUUUAUUUUAUGCUAACUAAUGAAAUACUGUAUUCUAUCAGUUAAAUAUUUUCAUAUUUCAUCACUCACACUGUGAAAAUAUGAAAUCUAUAUUUUCACACUGUGAGAGAUACAGCUCCACCCCCUCAUUACAUUGUGUAUGAAUUUUAAAUUAUUUGCUUAAAACACGAUGAAAAUUGUAGUCGCACUUUGUUCUAUAUAGUUUAUUUCUCGAUUCAAAUUGUUUUACUUAACGAGAAUUUCAUAACGUUAUGCAGCAAAAAAUAAAAUAAAAUGGAACUUUA